Paramacrobiotus metropolitanus is the source of this 2740-nucleotide messenger RNA. RefSeq names its product general transcription and DNA repair factor IIH helicase subunit XPD-like. Gene Ontology annotation, biological process: positive regulation of mitotic recombination; nucleotide-excision repair; transcription by RNA polymerase II. Lineage: Eukaryota; Metazoa; Tardigrada; Eutardigrada; Parachela; Macrobiotidae. Gene Ontology annotation, molecular function: ATP binding; hydrolase activity, acting on acid anhydrides, in phosphorus-containing anhydrides; damaged DNA binding. The transcript has 9 exons. The record is from RefSeq and is a predicted model, not a curated record. The coding region runs from base 292 to 2574 and encodes 760 amino acids. Gene Ontology annotation, cellular component: nucleus.
AGUUGAAUCUGUUAUUCUGUUGAUAUUUUUAUCAGAGCUGAAUUGUUUUGUUUAAUUCCAAUGUUUUCCGUAUUUGCAGCUUUGCAAUAGUUGGUAAUACUAUUACUUAUCAAUCAGUGUUUAAUUUUCCUGGACAUUCAAAGACGUAUACGAACAAGAUAUUUGUGGUCGGAACUGACUGUGCACGUGCUGGAUGUUGGCAAACUUAGGGUUGCUUCGCUCUGCUUGCCGAUCAUUCGUUGUCACCAGCAUUUGGAAGAGGUCCUACAUACUGCCCGAAAAAUUAUCAAAAUGAGGUUGGACAUUGAGGGACUUGAGGUGCUCUUUCCGUAUGACUUCAUCUAUCCCGAACAGUAUUCGUAUAUGGUGGAGCUGAAACGCACUCUGGACGCUCGGGGCCAUGGACUGCUCGAAAUGCCUUCGGGCACGGGAAAGACCAUCUCCUUGCUGUCGCUCAUUGUGGCGUAUCUGAAAUUCAAUCCGGACCAUCUGACGAAGCUGGUGUACUGCACACGAACGGUGCCAGAAAUGCUGAAAGUCUUGGAGGAGCUGCGUAAUCUGCUGAAAUAUUACGAGAAAGAGUUCGGGGAGCCGUUGAAUUUCAUGGGCAUUGCGUUGUCAUCUAGAAAAAAUCUGUGCAUUAAUCCGGAGGUAUAUCCGCUGCGAGACGGUAAACUGGUAGAUGGAAAAUGUCAAAGUUUGACGGCGUCCUACGUCAGAGCAAGAGCGGCGGAUGAUGCAUCUGUGCCAACGUGCGCCUGGUUUGAUGGAUUUGAGCAGCAUGGAAAGGAAAAUCCAUUACCCAAUGGGGUUUACAGUUUAGAUGACCUGAAAGAGAUUGGUCAGAAAAAGAAGUGGUGCCCCUAUUUUCUGGCCCGUCAUGCUAUUUUGUAUGCCAAUCUUGUGGUGUACAGCUACCAUUACCUUCUCGAUCCCAAGAUUGCUGAUCUCGUAUCGAAAGAGAUCUCCAAAAAAACCGUUGUCGUUUUUGACGAAGCGCACAACAUAGAUAACGUCUGUAUUGAAUCUAUGAGUGUGUACAUCAAUAAAAGAAUUAUUGAUAAGUGUCAGGAGAAUAUCACUUCCCUGAAAACUACGAUCGACAGCAUCAAGGAGAAUGAUGCCGAACGACUGCAACACGAGUAUCAGCGUUUGGUAGACGGUUUACGCGACGCGAACAUCGCCCGUGAAACCGAUUUGCGCUUAUCCAAUCCUAUUCUGCCCGAUGAUAUAUUGCAAGAAGCGAUUCCGGGGAACAUUCGCAGUGCGGAACAUUUCGUUGCCUUCAUGAAACGCUUUUUGGAAUAUGUGAAGACCCGUUUACGAGUGCAACAUGUUGUGCAUGAAAGCCCCGCUUCCUUCCUAAAGGACAUUUAUGAUAAAGUAAUGAUUGAUCGGAAACCCUUGCGGUUCUGUGCUGAGCGACUGAGGUCACUGCUAAGAACUUUGGAAAUUGCUGACAUUACCGACUUCUCUCCUCUCAGCCUGAUGGCUAGUUUUGCAACGCUGGUCAGCACGUACAUUAAAGGUUUCACCAUUAUUAUCGAACCUUAUGAUGAUAAAAAUCCGAAUGUGAUCAACCCUAUCCUUCACUUCACUUGUUUGGAUGCAUCGAUAGCUAUUCGGCCGGUAUUUGACCGAUUUCAGUCCGUUGUUAUCACUUCCGGUACACUGUCGCCUUUGGAUAUGUAUCCAAAAAUUUUGAAUUUCUGCCCCGCAACAAUGGCUUCCUUCACAAUGACCCUGGCGCGACCGUGUAUUUGUCCCAUGAUUGUUAGUAAAGGCAACGAUCAAGUGGCCAUCACGUCAAAGUUCGAUGCGCGUGAAGAUUUGGCUGUGAUUCGGAAUUAUGGAUCUCUUAUUGUUGAAAUGGCUGGUGUUGUACCGGAUGGAAUGGUGUGCUUCUUCACUAGUUACAUGUACAUGGAGUCCAUUGUUGCGGCUUGGUACGAACAAGGUAUCAUCGAUAGCAUCCUUCGAAAAAAAUUGCUAUUUAUCGAAACACAAGAUGCUGCGGAAACUAGCAUUGCCCUCCACAAUUACAGGAAAGCUUGCCUUAAUGGACGCGGUGCAGUGCUGCUGUCGGUAGCUCGGGGCAAGGUGUCGGAAGGCAUUGAUUUUGAUCACCAGUACGGACGGUGUGUCAUCAUGUUUGGCAUUCCUUAUGUUUAUACUCAAAGUCGAAUCUUGAAAGCUCGCCUGGAUUACCUUCGCGAUCAGUUUCAAAUUAAGGAGAAUGAUUUUCUCACGUUCGAUGCCAUGCGACAUGCGGCACAGUGCGUUGGUCGAUGUAUUCGGGGCAAAACGGAUUACGGAAUCAUGGUGUUCGCGGAUAAGAGAUUUUCAAGAGCGGAUAAGCGAAAUAAACUGCCGAAAUGGAUUCGCGAACACCUUAAAGAAAGUGUAAUGAAUUUGUCCAUCGAAGAAUCUGUACAAAUCGGGAAAAAGUACCUCCGCCAAAUGGCCCAACCGUUUACUCUGGACGAUCAGUUAGGAAUUUCAUUGUUGACGAAGGAUCAGUUGGAAAAUGAAUUAACAAAGCGGAAAGCCGAACAGCGGGCAUAUCAGACGUAAUAGUUGGUUUCCUGGUUUCGACGGUGUUUAACACCUUCGUGUUUGACCUUUCUUGUGAUGGAACUCAGAGUCUGAUAGAAGUAUCAUGUAAGUUUGGUACCAAUUUUUAUGCUCAUUGCUGUAUCGGCAAAACUUAUGCAGUGAUAAAAUUUUGGGUGCUUCUCAA